AUGGCCUCGUGUCAGACCUGGACGACAACAUCCCACUUCCGCCAUCCCUGGUUCGACACCGCCGUGAUGAAGCGCAAGCACACUGAAGCCGUGACUCCGGAGGAGGAUUCCGACGACGCCCCAGGUCCUGCUUCGCGCUCUCUGGCUCGCCCUCCGGCCAAACGACGGCGGUUCAGCAACCUCGAGAAUGGAUUCGCGCAUCUAUCGAUAGUUGGUAGCAGCGCCUCGAACGACUACUCGAUGUCCUUGCCACCAGCACCACAGGAUUCGUACAUUCACGUCGAGGAAAUUCCACCGCCUGUCACUCCCUCGAAUGCUAUGGACAUGGACACGACACCUCCUGUCACGGAGGAGCCAGCUUAUACGGUAGAGGAGCCGACUAUACCCGAGGUUAAAAUGAAGACGUCGUCCUGGUAUGAGCCAGAGCCUGAUCAGGCUGAUGUUGGUUCAGGUAUUGUGAUUACAGACCUUGAGGCCUUCACUGAAUCUGACGACGAAGAGGAAGAGAAGGAGAAGGACGAGGAGAACGUCACAAUCAACCCUGCCUUGCUUGAUCGAAUCCUCAACAAGAAACCCGAAGAAUCAUUGCCUGCAGUGUCAUCUCCUGGCGCCAGCCAAGCACUUGUGUUAUUCAGACCGCUACCACGACUAUCCGAUGAUUCUGGUCUAUCAGAGGCUAGGAAGGAAGAGAAGGAAAAGGAGACGAGGCCAGUAGAGGCGGACGAGAACGCGAUGGAUGUGGAACCAUAA
Molecule: messenger RNA, 750 nt
Organism: Cyclocybe aegerita
Lineage: Eukaryota; Fungi; Basidiomycota; Agaricomycetes; Agaricales; Hemipholiotaceae
Source: the annotation of a GenBank genome assembly